Saccostrea cuccullata (small rock oyster) is the source of this 2136-nucleotide messenger RNA. RefSeq names its product 4-aminobutyrate aminotransferase, mitochondrial-like. Bases 92 to 1603 code for a protein of 503 amino acids. The record is from RefSeq and is a predicted model, not a curated record. Gene Ontology annotation, cellular component: mitochondrion. Gene Ontology annotation, biological process: GABA catabolic process. The transcript is spliced from 13 exons. Gene Ontology annotation, molecular function: pyridoxal phosphate binding. NCBI's taxonomy places the organism in Eukaryota, Metazoa, Mollusca, Bivalvia, Ostreida, Ostreidae.
GUUUUUGUAAACAAGCGUACGGUGAUCAUUAUUCACCAUUCGUUUCCAAGCUUCGAAGAAGAUCACAACAAAAAAGCAGGGCAGUUAUUUAAUGGCUAUUUUCUCUCGCUCGGGUGUUCGUUUGGGAAAUCUUAUUAAGAAAACCUCAAGGUUGCGUUAUGUGUCCCAGCAUACAGCAGUCGACGCCCCCCAGUAUGUGACCGCAGGUUGUGAGGAGCCCAGGGGUCCGAUUCUGCGGACCAGCAUCCCUGGCCCUGAGUCUCAGAAACUGACCCAGGAACUGGACGAAAUUCAGAAUGCUGGAUCGGUCCAGUUCUUUGUGGAUUAUGCGAAGAGCCAAGGAAACUACAUCACAGAUGUGGAUGGCAAUGUUUUAUUGGAUCUCUUUACACAGAUUGCCUCCAUUCCAAUUGGAUACAAUCAUCCCAAUCUGCUGCAGGUCUUGAGUCAACCAGAGAACCUGAGUACCUUCAUAAACAGACCAGCACUUGCUGUUUUUCCACCCAAGGACUGGGUUCGGCACCUCAAAAAUGCCCUGCUCUCUGUGGCUCCACCUGGAAUGCAUCAGGUGCAGACCAUGGCCUGUGGAGCAUGCUCAAUUGAACAUGGACAAAAAGCAAUGUUUAUCACACACCAAAGAAAAAAGAGGGGAGGGUUGCCUCCUUCACAGGAAGAACUAACUUCCUGUCUGUACAACAAGGAACCGGGAUGUCCAGACCUUACUGUUCUCUCCUUCUCAGGGGCUUUUCAUGGGAGAACUAUGGGUGCUCUUGGAAUAACCCACUCCAAAUGGAUCCAUAAACUGGACUUCCCCACUCCUGACUGGCCAAUGGCAACCUUUCCCAAACUGAAGUAUCCUCUGCAUGAAAAUGAAAGAGAAAAUAUGGAGAUAGAGAAUCGCAGUCUGGACGAGGUGCGAGAGAGAAUUGCUGAGUACAAUAAGAGAGGGCGCCCUGUUGUAGGCUGUUGUAUUGAACCCAUUCAGGCAGAAGGGGGAGACAACUUUGCUUCUCCUAGAUUUUUCCAGGUGCUUCAAAAGAUUUGCAAAGAGAAUGAAGUAGUAUUGUUGAUGGAUGAGGUCCAGACAGGCUGUGGGUCCACAGGGAAAUUCUGGGCACACGAACACUUUGACCUCCCUGAGGCCCCCGAUAUUGUGGCCUUCAGCAAGAAAAUGUUGACUGGAGGCUUUUACUACAAAGAAGAUCUCAGACCAAAAGAGGCUUUCCGCAUCUUUAACACCUGGGUGGGUGACUCCUCCAAGGUUCUGCUGCUGGAGGCUGUAAUUAACACAAUUAAGAAGUACAAUCUGCUGGACAAUGUCAAGGAGACCGGCAAAUAUCUCCAGGAUGGACUCCACGAAAUGGAGAAAAAAUUCCCUCACAGUGUUUUUAACGUGAGAGGUCUGGGGACAUUCUGCUCCGUAGACUUUCCUGAUGCAGGAUUCCGAGACAGCGUCAUUAUGAAACUAAGAAACAGAGGUGUUCAUGCUGGAGCCUGCGGAGACAGAUCCAUGCGAUUCCGUCCCACUCUGAUUUUUGAGAAGCAUCAUGCUGACAUAUUUUUUGAUGUGUUUGAGAAAACUCUGCUGGAAUUCAGAGAGUGAAGAAUUGACUAUUUUUACAACCAAUGGCUGUUAUGUUAACAGUGUAUAGUUCUCUUAGAUGUGCUCUGAUCUAGGGCAUGGUUAGUGCCGGGUUUUUCAUUGUAUAAAAACUUACAUUUGUUGAACAAAUCUUUACCAAUCAACGCAAUCUUGUAUAUAUUUCAGAAAAUUUACUUUAAUAUGCAAAAUGUCUUGUUGUUGUGCAAAUGUGAUCAUGUGGAAAUUAACUUUUGUGUAUAUGUGAGUGGUUGAUUUAGAUACUCAGAUAACAAUUAACAUUCAUGAAAUGUGAGUGUUUUAAAACAGUGUGGACUUUUGCUGGCAAUAUAAGCUCAUUUACAAAUUUACUUGCUGAUGAAUGAAUGGUGGUGUUUUUUUUUUUGUAAUAAACAGAUCUCUUUCGUAAGAAAAUGGAUUAUUGUAUAGACUUUAAUUAGAUGUGGAAGUCUUUAAUUUACAUGUUUGCUUUUGUUUUUUUACAUCCAACACAUCAUAAUGUACAGAAUAAAAAAUUUUAAAAUAUAAUAACUUAU